GAGGCAGCGAGCGCCAGUUGUCACCCGACAGCCGCAAGAGAAAGACGCGGGCCUAGCUCGACGUGUUCUCUUUACAAACUUGACGCGAACAGCUUUUACGAAACAACUUCCUUUUGCAAAUUCGAAAAAGGAAUACAUUUUUCUGAAAGAGUGUUCUUCUUUGUGGACAGUGUCAAGUGCAUAGUGAUGUUAAUAGAACUUUCGGAUCGUGUGUUUGGUAUUUUGGACGUCCGUUGAUGGAUUCCGUGGAGGGGAUGGAGCGGGACCGGCUGGUGGAGCAGGUGGUGCUGCUGGCGCUGUACCUGGUCUCCACGGCGGGGAACUCCCUGGCUCUGCUCGUGUUCUGCCGACGACCUGGACUCAGGACUAUUUCUAACCGGUUCGUGAUCAACCUGCUGGCCGGCAACGUGGUGACGACGUCGCUGCUGGCGCCCGCGCUGCUGGCGGAGCACGCGGCGGGCGCGGGCGCGGGCGCGUGGCGCGGCGCGGGCGAGGCGGCGGCCGCGGGCUGCUCGCUGGCCGCGCUGCUGGGCGUCACGCUGAUCGCGCUGGACCAGCACCACGCCGUCACCGACCCGCUGCGCUGCCACGCGCGCCUGCUGCAGCGCCGGCCCGGCCCGCUGUGCGCCGCCGCGGGGGCCGCCGCCGCCGCCGCCGCCGCCCUGCGCGCCGCCCUAGCCGUGGCCGAGGCGCUGCUGCCGCCCUCGCCGCUGCUGCUUGCGCUGCGGCUGGCCUACUCCGGCGUGUUCCUGCUGGGCGUGCUGGCGCCGGCCGGGCUGGUGUGCGCCGUGUACGCGCGCAUCUACCGCGCCGCGCGCCGCGCCGGCCGCCGCGCGCGGGCCAGCGGCGCCAGCGCGCUGCAGCUGCACGAGCCCGCGCCGCCCGACGAGGACGGGCUCACGCUGCGCAUCGACGUGCCCGGCGCCGAGGAGCCGCGCUACGGGCCCUUCCUGCUGCCGCCGGAGCGCCCGCGCCGCUGCCCGUCCGUGGCCAGCCUCAAGCACGCGCGGCGCGACGAGCGGCCCGCGCUGCCCGCCGUGAGCUCGGCGCCGCUGCUGGCCGCGCCGCUGCUGCUGCGCCCGCCGGCGCCCGCGUCGCGCAUCACCUCCAUCCGCUGCCGCAUCUCCAACGCGUCCAUGUUCCGGUACCGCGAGGAGUCCCGCGCUGCGCGCGUGGGGCUGCUGACGGGCGCGCUGGUGCUGCUGCACGUGCCGCACGCGGCGCUGGGCGUGCUGCGCGCGGCGGGCGCGGCGGGGGGGGUGGGGGAGGCGGCGCGCCUGCCCGCGCUGGCGCUGCUGUUGCUGGGGGCCGCGGCGGCGCCCUUCCUGUUCGCGCUGCGGUCGCGGCGCGUGCAGCGCGAGGCGCGGCGGCUGCUGCUGCCGGAGAAGAGCGCGUGGGAGCGCGGCGCGGCGGCGGCGGCGGACGGGCAGCGCGCGCGCGCGGCGCUGGACCUGCUGCGCACGCUGUCCCCGGGCGAGGAGGCGGGGGGCGCGGGGGCGGCGCCGGGAAACGCGCCCGCGGGGGCCGCGGGGGGCGCGGGGCGCGGCUCCUUCAGCUCGGGCGGCAGCACGCAGCUGUCCUCCGCCUCGGACGAGUGACCGCGCGCCCCGCCCCGCGCCCCGCGCCCCGCGCGCCCCGCACCGCGCCCCACCGCUCUACUCAUCUGUGAUACUAGGCUAAGCCGCGCCCGCGCGACCGUGAGACUGAUCUAGCUCUAAGUUAUUUAUUAACGUGUCCAUAUGUACCUUUCCGCUGAGCGGACCACUAUUUGUAAAAUACCUGAUAUUAUUAUGUGUGAAUUGAAUAAGUAUUGAUGGUAAAAAAAUAUAAAUUCGCAUCGAAAUGUAA
Molecule: messenger RNA, 1848 nt
Organism: Plutella xylostella (diamondback moth)
Lineage: Eukaryota; Metazoa; Arthropoda; Insecta; Lepidoptera; Plutellidae
Biological process (GO): G protein-coupled receptor signaling pathway
Cellular component (GO): membrane
Molecular function (GO): G protein-coupled receptor activity
Source: RefSeq, a predicted model, not a curated record